CAUGUGUGGUUGAAACCUGCCACCGCAAGGGCCCAAGCACAAGCGUCCGCCAUGCAAGCACCACGAGCUUGGCAGAGUUGCAGUAACAGAUUGGGCACGCAAUGCAACUGUUCGACCAAAUGCCAAAACGAAGACGCAUAUAUGGCGUAAGUCAGUAGCCUUGUCUGAUUCCCGGAAUCAGCAGAAUCCCAACACACGUACCUGAUCCCUCUCCUGCUUUUAUUGAUCUCUUUUCACCUGCUUUCCUCUUCUGCAACAUCAAUCUUGCAGCCGAGUUGCGGUUGUUCUUUUGACUCGAUUACUUGUAAAAAGCCCUGCGCCAGCUCUUGUCCUUUUUCUUAUGCUACUCUGGCUCGCACUCCAUCUUAUCUCCUCACUUGCCCAUCAAUGCAUUCAAUACCUGGCUGGCCUAAUCCUCCUCCUCCUCUCCUUCAUAUUGGUGUUAUAAAUCCCAGAGAAAAAGCAGCGGAGCACACUCAUCAAUCAGUUCCCCUGCUUCUCUUUCUCUCCUCGGCAGCUAGAAAUGGGCCUUCUCCACUGGAUCAGCUUCCUUCUCUCAUUCAUUCUUCUUUCCACUGCCUUCAACAAUUCAGUCGAAGGGAGAUCAUUAUUCAGGUUUCUGGAAAUCCCAAGUGAAAGAGGAGAACAGACAAAGGUGAGAACUUUGAUCGGAUCAAGGCCACCAAUGUGUGAGAGAAGCUGCAGAGCAUGCGGCCACUGUGAGGCAGUGCAAGUGCCAGUGAUCCCACAAGCAUUGAACAAGGAUCGAAGCAAGAAACUCCAGGCCUCGGCCUCUGAUUCGAGGGGUGACAUGAGCUCCAAUUACAAGCCCCUCAGUUGGAAAUGCAAGUGCGGGAACUUGAUAUUCAAUCCUUAAUUCCAUGCAGGAUCACUGAAUUAUAGAUAAUAGAAUAGACACUGCUUUAUCUUCUUCUCUUCUUCUUGUGUGGCAUCGGAGCUUAGAUUAAAAAUAGACAGAGACUCAGUCCGACAAAGGGUCCGUGAAGGGACACGACAACAUUUUGUACAGUUAAAUGCUCACACAGCACGCCAUUCCAUCCCCAUGAAAGGCUAUGUCACAGCACAGUGCCCAACCCAGCUAUCUCGUCUUAUUAUGUUAUUAUAUAUAUAUAUAUGGAUUACUGUUUUGCAAGCAAAAUUGGGGUGCAGAAAAGAUUUCUCCUCCAUGAGAGGGGAAAUACUGUUUGAAGUGUGUGCAUUGAUGGGGGCAUUCCAUUGAUGUCACUCCAUAGCAAAAGAGAUGAAAAGGAUUAGGCAGGCAAAUAACGGAGUAUCUCUCAUUUUGUUUCCGGCCAAAUACUAUAGACGAUCAAAUCAUCAAACAAUGAGCGAACUGACGUGCAUAUUCAUUGGAGAUCUUCCAUGGGGAAGAUGGGAAGACCUAAAAUGCAUUUCAACAUAAAGUUAGAAUGGUACCAGGAGGAAUCUGGACAUGUCACUCCAUUAGAAUUUACU
Molecule: messenger RNA, 1476 nt
Organism: Zingiber officinale
Lineage: Eukaryota; Viridiplantae; Streptophyta; Magnoliopsida; Zingiberales; Zingiberaceae
Product: EPIDERMAL PATTERNING FACTOR-like protein 2
Exons: 3
Coding region: 524-877 (117 amino acids)
Biological process (GO): stomatal complex development; guard cell differentiation
Source: RefSeq, a predicted model, not a curated record